Glycine soja is the source of this 3751-nucleotide messenger RNA. RefSeq names its product MDIS1-interacting receptor like kinase 2-like. NCBI's taxonomy places the organism in Eukaryota, Viridiplantae, Streptophyta, Magnoliopsida, Fabales, Fabaceae. Gene Ontology annotation, cellular component: plasma membrane. The record is from RefSeq and is a predicted model, not a curated record. Bases 71 to 3565 code for a protein of 1164 amino acids. Gene Ontology annotation, molecular function: protein kinase activity; ATP binding; protein binding. Gene Ontology annotation, biological process: hormone-mediated signaling pathway; protein phosphorylation. The transcript has 3 exons.
UAAUUAUCUCUCUAAAAUACUAUUAACUGCUUAGCUCAUAACUCAGUUUGAAUAUUUUCGUCCGCAAAGGAUGAAGUUUUUUGUUAUUUGCAGUGUGGUUAUUAUGGGGAUAACAUUGGACUUAGAAGCCGUGCCUACACCGUCGCAGCUUCAUUUGGAAGAAAAUGCUAUACUCAACAGUGGAUGGUGGAAUACAUCUGAGUCAGAAGAUUCACACGAUAUCUGUUCAUGGUAUGGUAUAUCUUGCAACGAUGUUGGAAGCAUAACUAGAAUCAAAUAUCAAUUUUAUACACCAACAGGGAUUCCAUUAGCAACACUAAACCUCUCCGUUUUCAAGAAUUUAGAAUGGUUUGAGGUCGCAGGCAGUGGAUUACAAGGGACUAUACCACCUGAUAUUGGUAAUCUCCCUAAACUCACUCAUCUCGAUUUGUCCUAUAAUUCACUUGAUGGUGAGAUACCUCUUGCACUGGCAAAUCUUUCCCAAUUAGAGAGACUAGACCUUUCAAAAAAUGAACUUCAAGGCUCCAUUCCUCCUGAGUUGUUGUUUCUAAAAAGUCUUACUUGGUUAGAUUUGUCCUAUAAUUCACUUGAUGGUGAAAUACCUCCGGCAUUGGCAAAUCUUACCCAAUUAGAGAGGCUAGACCUUACAAAAAACAAAUUUCAAGGCUCCAUUCCUCCUGAGUUGUUGUUUCUAAAAAGUCUUACUAGGUUAUAUUUGUCAAAUAAUUCACUUGAUGGUGAAAUACCUCCUGCACUGACAAAUCUUACCCAGUUAAAGACUCUAGGACUUUCAAGCAACAAAUUUCAAGGCUCCAUUCCUCCUGAGUUGUUGUUUCUAAAAAGUCUUACUUGGUUAGAUUUGUCCAAUAAUUUACUUGAUGGUGAGAUACCUCCUGCACUGACAAAUCUUACCCAGUUAGAGAUUCUAGGUCUUUCAAACAACAAAUUUCAAGGCUCCAUUCCUUCUGAGUUGUUGUUUCUAAAAAAUCUUAUUGUCUUAGAUUUGUCCUAUAAUUCACUUGAUGGUGAGAUACCUCCUGCACGGGCAAAUCUUACCCUGUUAGAGAGACUAGACCUUUCUCACAACAAAUUUCAAGGCCCCAUUCCUGGUGAGUUGUUGUUUCUAAAAAAUCUUACUUGGUUAGAUUUGUCCUAUAAUUUACUUGAUGGUGAGAUACCUCCUGCACUGGCAAAUCUUACCCAGUUAGAGAUGCUAGACCUUUCAAACAACAAAUUUCAAGGUCCCAUUCCUCGUGAGUUGUUGUUUCUAAAAAAUCUUACUUGGUUAGAUUUAUCCUAUAAUUCACUUGAUGGUGAGAUACCUCCUGCACUGACAAAUCUUACCCAAUUAAAGAGCCUAACCAUUUCUAAUAAUAAAUUUCAAGGCCCCAUUCCUGGUGAGUUGUUGUUUCUAAAAAAUCUUACUUGGUUAGAUUUGUCCUAUAAUUCACUUGAUGGUGAGAUACCUCCUGCACUGACAAAUCUUACCCAAUUAGAGAGCCUAAUCAUAUCUCACAACAACAUUCAAGGCUCAAUUCCUGAGUUGUUGUUUCUAAAAAAUCUCACUAUCUUAGAUUUGUCCAAUAAUUCACUUGAUGGUGAGAUACCUCCUGCACUGGCAAAUCUUACCCAAUUAGAGAGCCUAAUCAUAUCUGACAACAACAUUCAAGGCUCAAUUCCUGAGUUGUUAUUUCUAAAAAAUCUCACUGUCUUAGAUUUGUCCUAUAAUUCACUUGAUGGUGAGAUACCUCCUGCACUGGCAAAUCUUACGCAAUUACAAAGACUAAUUAUCUCUUACAACAACAUUCAAGGCCCCAUUCCUGGUGAGUUGUGGUUUCUAAAAAAUCUUACUGUCUUAGAUUUGUCCUAUAAUUCACUUGAUGGUGAGAUACCUCCAGCACUGACAAAUCUUACCCAAUUAGAGAACCUAAUCAUAUCUCACAACAACAUUCAAGGUUCAAUUCCGCAGAAUUUGGUUUUCUUGAAAAGUCUUACUUUGUUAGAUCUAUCAGCCAACAAAAUCAGUGGGACCUUGCCCUUGUCACAGACAAAUUUCCCACGUUUAAUAUUCCUUGACAUUUCCGACAAUCUACUUUCUGGUUCCUUAAAACCCUUGUCAGUAGGAAACCAUGCACAGCUAACUAGUAUUUACCUCAGAAACAACUCAAUUAGUGGAAAAAUUCCACCAGAGCUUGGAUAUUUGCCUUUCUUAACUACUCUGGAUCUAAGCUACAAUAAUCUUACCGGAACAGUUCCUCUAUCUAUGCAAAAUGUCUUUAACUUGAGGCUUUCAUUCAACAAUUUGAAGGGUCCCAUUCCAUAUGGUUUCAGUGGGAGUGAGCUAAUAGGGAACAAGGGUGUAUGUAGCGAUGAUUUCUAUUACAUAGCUACACAUCAAUUCAAGCGUUGUUCAGCCCAAGACAACUUAGUAGUCAUGGCCGGCAGCAACAAAGUAAGGCACAAGCACAAUCAGCUGGUCAUAGUUCUCCCUAUCCUCAUUUUUCUAAUCAUGCUCUUCUUACUAUUCGUGUGUCUGAGGCACAAUCGCAUUGCAACUAAGAACAAACAUGCAAACACAACAGCAGCCACUAAGAAUGGGGACUUGUUCUGUAUAUGGAAUUAUGAUGGAAGCAUAGCCUAUGAAGACAUCAUUACAGCAACCGAAGACUUUGACAUGAGAUAUUGUAUUGGAACAGGUGCCUAUGGGAGCGUUUAUAGGGCACAGUUACCAAGUGGCAAGAUUGUUGCCGUGAAAAAACUCCACGGAUUUGAAGCAGAGGUGGCAGCUUUUGAUGAGAGUUUCAGAAAUGAGGUCAAAGUAUUAUCAGAAAUAAAGCAUCGACAUGUUGUGAAGCUCCAUGGAUUCUGCUUGCACAGAAGAAUCAUGUUUUUGAUAUAUGAGUACAUGGAGAGAGGCAGCUUGUUUUCAGUGUUGUUUGAUGAUGUGGAAGCCAUGGAAUUGGAUUGGAAAAAGAGGGUUAACAUUGUGAAAGGCACUGCACAUGCUCUGUCCUAUCUUCAUCAUGACUUCACUCCUCCAAUUGUGCAUAGAGACAUAUCAGCCAGCAAUGUCUUGCUUAACUCAGACUGGGAGCCCAGUGUUUCAGACUUUGGCACAGCCCGAUUCCUUAGCAUUGAUUCAUCCUAUCGAACUAUAGUUGCCGGAACCAUUGGGUACAUAGCCCCAGAGCUUGCAUAUAGUAUGGUUGUGAGUGAAAGGUGUGAUGUGUACAGCUUUGGAGUGGUGGCACUCGAAACUUUGGUGGGAUCGCAUCCUAAGGAAAUACUCUCAUCACUUCAAUCAGCAUCUACUGAGAAUGGCAUCACAUUAUGUGAAAUAUUGGACCAACGCCUCCCACAGGCAACAAUGUCAGUUUUAAUGGAAAUAGUUAGUGUUGCCAUAGUUGCAUUUGCGUGCUUAAAUGCCAAUCCUUGCUCUCGCCCAACAAUGAAAUCGGUCUCUCAAUGUUUUCUUACUCAGCUUACACCAUUAGACAUUCCUUUGCGUGAGAUUUCAUUGCAGCAGCUCAUGAGUCAAGAACUCAGGCAUUAUUUAAAUUUGUGAACUCCUGAAAGUGAAACUUCUAGUUGAAAUUAGAUGUGUCAGCAUUCAAUAAACUUGUUGUCAAAUGACUUCAUGAAGUUCUGUUUUGAAGUUGAAUUAGUUCUCGUGAUAUGUUGUUUGUAUGGAUUACAAAACUUGUUUAGUUUGUAAUUUAAUAAAAAUCAGGAAUAUGAGGUACCACAAAAA